This is a messenger RNA of Brugia malayi, 768 nucleotides long. It is a transcript of the gene Bma-cnd-1, whose product is annotated as neurogenic differentiation factor, putative. The transcript is spliced from 2 exons. NCBI's taxonomy places the organism in Eukaryota, Metazoa, Nematoda, Chromadorea, Rhabditida, Onchocercidae. Bases 1 to 768 code for a protein of 255 amino acids. Gene Ontology annotation, molecular function: protein dimerization activity. The record is from RefSeq and is a predicted model, not a curated record.
AUGACAGUUCCAUCAACAGUUGCGUCAAGUGAGACAACAAUAACUUCUACGACAUUUGAUGCUAUUAAUAAAUCACGAGUGCGCCGUCAAAAAGCAAACACGCGAGAAAGGAAUCGCAUGCACGGCUUAAAUCGUGCGUUGGAUAAGUUACGUCAACGUGUCCCAAUAACAACUCAACAUCAAAAACUUUCCAAAAUUGAAACGUUACGAUUAGCAAGGAAUUAUAUAGCUGCACUGGAUCAUAUUCUGGAUAGUAAUGUACAACCAAGUGCUUUAGAAUAUGCAAAUAUGUUAAGUAAUGGAAUGAGUCAAACAACAACAAAUUUAAUUGCAACCUUACUUCGUGUACCACCUCGCUUACUUGCAUUAACUCAACAGCAGCAAUAUCAUCACCAACACCAACAUCAUCAUCAACAGCACCAACAACAACAACAACAUCAACAACAACAACACCAGCACCAACAACAACAACAUCAACAACAACGUUAUCAACGCUUUCCUUGUUAUCAUCCAAAUUAUCAUUCAUAUUUACAAGAGGAUGAAUAUAAUCAUCAUAAUCUUACAUCUAUCUUAUAUCCUACUAAAUCAACAACUAAUCUUUCGGAAUGCAUUUCAUCCAUUCAUUCAUCAAACUUAAAUCAGUAUAGUAGCUUCAUAGAUGCUAUCAAUGUGCAACAUAUUGAAUCUAAUCAGCUUAUCCCGAUACAAAUGUCAACAACGUCUAAAUUUCAUUCAACAUCAAAUAUUCCAGCAGAUAUUUGUAAAUAG